GCCCCGAAGGCCCCGCCCUCUUCCGGGUCUGAGUGCCCGGCCCGCAUGGCUGCCGGCAGACGCGUGGGGCCUAGCGCGCGGUCACGUCCCGCCAUGGCGCCCUGGAAGAAGAAGAGGCUGCGGAAACGCCGAACUGGGGCUUCCCAGGGCCGCGACAGCGAUUCGGAGGAUGGCGAGUUCGAGAUUCAGGCAGAGGAUGACGCUCGGGCGCGGAAGCUGGGCCCUGGCAGAGCCUUGCCCUCAUUCCCUACCUCAGAGUGCGUGUCAGACGUGGAGCCCGACACCCGCGAGAUGGUGCGAGCCCAGAACAAGAAAAAGAAGAAGUCCGGAGGCUUCCAGUCCAUGGGCUUGAGCUACCCUGUGUUCAAGGGGAUCAUGAAGAAGGGCUACAAGGUGCCAACGCCCAUCCAGAGGAAGACCAUCCCCGUGAUCUUGGAUGGCAAGGAUGUGGUGGCCAUGGCCCGGACGGGCAGCGGCAAGACGGCCUGCUUCCUCCUCCCGAUGUUUGAGCGGCUGAAGGCACGCAGUGCACAGACGGGGGCUCGGGCCCUCAUCCUCUCACCCACCCGGGAGCUGGCCCUGCAGACCAUGAAGUUCACUAAAGAGCUAGGCAAGUUCACCGGCCUCAAGACCGCCUUGGUCCUGGGAGGAGACAAAAUGGAAGACCAGUUUGCAGCCCUGCACGAGAACCCCGACAUAAUCAUCGCCACCCCUGGACGGCUGGUGCACGUGGCUGUGGAGAUGAACUUAAAACUCCAGAGUGUGGAGUAUGUGGUUUUUGAUGAAGCAGACAGGCUCUUUGAGAUGGGCUUUGCCGAGCAGCUGCAGGAGAUCAUCGGCCGCCUUCCUGGGGGCCACCAGACGGUCCUGUUCUCGGCCACACUGCCCAAACUGCUGGUGGAAUUUGCACGGGCUGGCCUCACAGAGCCUGUGCUCAUCCGCCUGGAUGUAGACGCCAAGCUGAAUGAGCAGCUCAAGACCUCCUUCCUCCUUGUGCGUGAGGACACCAAGGCUGCCGUGCUCCUCUACCUGCUGCAGAAUGUCGUUCGGCCCCAAGACCAGACCGUGGUGUUUGUAGCCACAAAGCACCAUGCAGAGUACCUCACAGAGUUGCUGACGGGCCAGGGCGUGACCUGCGCCCAUAUCUACAGUGCCUUGGACCAGACGGCCCGCAAGAUCAACUUGGCCAAGUUCACACACAACAAAUGUUCCACCCUCAUCGUCACGGACCUGGCCGCCCGGGGCCUGGACAUCCCCCUGCUGGACAAUGUCAUCAACUAUAGUUUCCCUGCCAAGGGCAAGCUCUUCCUGCACCGAGUGGGCCGUGUGGCCCGAGCAGGCCGAAGUGGCACAGCGUAUUCCUUGGUGGCCCCAGAUGAGGUCCCCUACCUGCUUGACCUACACCUGUUCCUGGGCCGCUCUGUCACCCUAGCCCGGCCUCAUGAGGAGCCCUCAGGUGCAAUUGGCAGGGACGGAGUGCUGGGCCGGGUGCCACAGAGUGUAGUGGACGACGAGGACAGCAGCCUGCAGACCGCCAUGGAGGCGUCCCUGGACCUCCAGGGCCUGCACCGCGUGGCCAACAACGCCCAGCAGCAGUAUGUGCGCUCGCGGCCAGCGCCCUCGCCUGAAUCCGUCAAGAGAGCCAAGGCGCUGGACCUGGCAGAGCUGGGCUUGCACCCCCUCUUCAGCUCGUGCUUUGAGGAGGGAGAGCUCCAGCGCCUGAGGUUGGUGGACAGCAUCAAGAACUAUCGCACACGCACAACCAUCUUCGAGAUCAAUGCCUCCAGCAAGGACCCAAGUAGCCAGAUGAUGCGUGCCAAGCGGCAGCGGGACCGAAAAGCUAUUGCCAGCUUCCAGCAGGGGCGACAGGAAAGGCAGGAAGGCCCAUCCAACCCAGUCCCCCAGAAGGAGCUGCCUCAGAAGGAAGAGGAAGAGGAGGACAUGGCUGACACUGUGGAGGGUGUCUUCACAGAGGUUGUGGGCCAGAAACGGCCUAGGCCAGGACCCAACCAAGAAGCCAAGAGGCGGAGGAAGGAGGCCCGCCAGCGAGACCAGGAGUUUUAUGUCCCCUACCGACCCAAGGAUUUCGACAGUGAGCAGGGGCUGAGAGUCAGUGCGGCCGGAGGGGCCUUCGAGCAGCAGGUGGCUGGUGCGGUCCUUGACCUGAUGGGGGAUGAAGCGCAGAACAUGAACCGGGGCCGGCAGCAGCUCAAGUGGGACCGGAAGAAGAAGCGGUUUGUGGGGCAGUCAGGCCAAGAGGACAAGAAAAAGAUCAAGACCGAGAGUGGCCGCUUUAUCAGCAGCUCUUACAAGCGCGACCUCUACCAGAAGUGGAAACAGAAGCAGAAAAUUGAUGACCGGGACUCCGAGGAAGAAGGGCCAUCCAACCAGCGAGGCCCUGGGCCGCGCAGAGGUGGAAAGCGAGGUCGUAGUCAAGGUGCAUCCCAGCCCCGAACAUCCGGUGUACCCACAGGCCGCAUGCGCUCAGAACUCAAGACCAAGGAACAGAUCCUCAAGCAGCGUCGUCAAGCCCAGAAGCAGCGCUUCCUGCAGCGAGGGGGCCUGAAGCAGCUCUCAGCACGCAACCGCCGCCGCGCCCAGGAGCUGCGCCAGAGCGCCUUUGGCCGGGGUGCUCCCUCUAGGAAGGGCAAGAUGAGGAAAAGGAUGUAAGGAGCCAGACUCAGCCCCGGGCUUUCCUAGUAGCCCGGGUGUGGAUAUCAAGGACAUGUUUCCCUGUGCUGAGCAGUUCCACAGGAGCUGCUCUUAGAGGAGCAGUACCGUAUGGCCACAGAAAACAACGGCUGCUUUUGACUGGGAUGUUGGGUGAGCUCUUAAAGGAUGCAUAGGAGUCUAGCUAUGCAAAGCAGGCAGACCAAGUCCGGAGCCUGCAGGUCAGCUGCUUUUGUUUCCAUGCAUUCAGGGUUCAGAGAUCAGGGCCAUGUGGAUGCCUCUAACCCAGUAUUGAGUUUUAAUGUAAUAAACUUGACUGCCUCUAGUA
Messenger RNA from Apodemus sylvaticus (European woodmouse), 2998 nucleotides. RefSeq names its product DEAD-box helicase 54 (gene Ddx54). Bases 46 to 2670 code for a protein of 874 amino acids. The transcript has 20 exons. NCBI's taxonomy places the organism in Eukaryota, Metazoa, Chordata, Mammalia, Rodentia, Muridae. Gene Ontology annotation, cellular component: nucleus. The record is from RefSeq and is a predicted model, not a curated record. Gene Ontology annotation, molecular function: RNA helicase activity; ATP binding; RNA binding.